AUGGGGGCCUUCAGGGAGGCUUGUCUUGAAGGGCAUGCCACCGACGCUUCCAUACACAUCCAGGAGCUGGAGAAGGCAAUCCCUGUCACCAACACUGCCCCAGGCGAGGACAAAAUCCCGUACGCCUUCCUCCGCCACGCUGGGCCUGACAUGCUUGCCUGGAAAAAUGCCACCAUCGUGCCCAUUCCCAAGAGCGGUGACGGAGGCGAGUUCCGGCCGAUAUCACUCCUGAGCUGCUUGGGAAAGACUCUGGAGAGAAUCCUCCUCUCUCGCCUUCGGCAGGCUGUGGUGGUGUUCCUGGAUCUGGAGAAGGCGUUCGAGCUGGCCUCGGCGCCUGCGGUACUGUCCAUCCUUGCCGAAAAGGGCCUUCGGGGCCGCCUGCUGGCUUGGAUCGGCCAAUACCUCCAGAAUCGCAGGGCGGCAGUACACUUCCAGGGCUGCAGGUCCACAACACAGGCCUUCGAAAACGGCACGGCUCAGGGUGGUGUCCUGAGCCCCGUUCUCUUCAACUUGCUUGUCGAGAAGCUGACAACUCUGCCACACAGCCGCUAUGCACGAGUCUUCUCGUACGCGGACGAUGUGGCCAUGGUGGUUUCCGGCCCGAACCACGUGGCCAGCGCUCGUCUCCUCCUCCGCCGCCUCUCACAGACCUGUGCGUCCCUCGGGCUCGUGAUAAACAGGGGAAAGACGAGGGCCAUGGCCAUCCACCACCGUCUCCUCCCCGAGGCCCUCGAGCUUUACGGCACCCCUGUCCCCUGGGUGCACGUCUAUAAAUAUCUGGGCGUCACCCUGGAUUCACGGCUCUCCUUCACCCCCUAUGUCAACCGCCUUCGCCAGACAGUGGCGACCCGCACCAACAUCAUGCGGGCCCUGGCGAGAACUGCCGGAGGUGCCAGCGACAGGGUCCUACGGCUGUUCUAUCUCCAGGCAGUGAGGGCCUGUGUAGAUUACGGGACGCCGUGCCUCAUGACGGUGAACCCUGCUGCACUCCGGCCUCUGGAGACGGCCCAGAAUGCGGCGAUCCGUACCAUCGUGGGGGCCCCACGGUGGGCGAAAUGCAUCUCCAUGAGGGCGGAGGUCCGGCUUAGCACUGUUGCAGCGAGGAUCACCCAGCUCGCCGUCGGCCAUCUGGCGACGCUGCUGUGCCGCAGGGGGUCAGAACCGCUGAGAGCCUCGGUGAAACAGGCCCUCAAUCAGGCCCCUCUGCUUUUUCGCAGGAAAACGUGGGCGUCGGUGGCAGCAGCCAAACUCAGGACCACCCGCCUCUCCCGGUGUUUCCUGAUGAACACAGACCUGCCCCACCCUGGCUACACCUUACCUCCCCCGUGGGCACCAGCCACCUUCACGGCCACAAUCAAGCCACUGCCCGCGAGGAAGAACCUGCUAACACCGCGAAGCCUCGCGCGGGAGGCCGUGAGCAGAGAGUUGGAGGCGGCCCGGCUCCUCGCUGCCACCUAUUACACAGAUGGCUCCGUUAACCACCUCACUGGGGCUGUCGGGGCGGCUUUCGUCACGGCGGGCCAUGCUGACAUCUACCGGCUGCCUGACGGCUCCUCCUCGACCCAGGCGGAGCUGGUGGCGAUCAGCAUGGCGCUGGGGCAUGCACUAGAGUGGGGCAGGGGCCCGGUCCUGGUACACUGCGACUCGGUGCCGGCCAUACGAUCGCUGUACCAGGACCCGAUGGCUGACAACGUCUCCCUCCUCACGGGCAUCCACGCCCGGUUGCAGGAACUGGGGAGAACCGGCCGUCAGGUCCACCUACACUGGUUGCCCAGCCAUGCAGGCGUGGUGGGUAACGAAGCUGCUGACCGCGCUGCCGGCGAAGCCACCCUGCUACCCAGCAUAACAUGCCCCGUUUCCCCGAGCGUGUCACUGCUCAAGCGGGACAUGGCGGCCCAUACCUUGGCGGGUGUCGUCAGGGCCCUUGAAGAGGCCUUGGCGGCCGGCUCACCGUCUGCAUACUGGUAUGAAUCGGCGACUGGCUCCGGGAGCCGUCGGCUCCCAUUAGGCGCCCCCAGGCGAGUGGCCUCCAACCUCCACCGCCUGCGCCUCGGGUACCGGUGUGCCUCGCUCCUGGACAUCGACGACCCGGUCCCGGUUCAGUGCUCUUACUGCGAGGAGGAGGUCGUCCAGCCACUACUCCACUACCUCCUCGAGUGUGAGGGUACACGCCAUCUCCUCCGCAACCCGGAAGGGCUGCCUGCACCACAGCUUAUUUUUGCCCUCAGUGACGAGGCUCUCGUGAGACUCGUCACAACAUGUGAGCCCCCGAGAUGA
Eriocheir sinensis (Chinese mitten crab) is the source of this 2277-nucleotide messenger RNA. RefSeq lists its product as uncharacterized. The transcript has 3 exons. Gene Ontology annotation, molecular function: nucleic acid binding; RNA-DNA hybrid ribonuclease activity. Lineage: Eukaryota; Metazoa; Arthropoda; Malacostraca; Decapoda; Varunidae. The record is from RefSeq and is a predicted model, not a curated record. Bases 1 to 2277 code for a protein of 758 amino acids.